UCCGGGAGCCCGAGUGAGGAGGAGAGUCCGAUGUCGCUCCUGACCCACAGGGGCCGCCGGCCCGAGGGGGCCCGGGGCUGGGAUCGGGAUGGUACCGGGGGCCCGGGGGGGUCUCCCGAGCGGGGCGGCCCGGAGCUGGACCGGGACCGGGAGCAGGAGGCGGACGGAGACGCCAAGGAGCUGAGGCUGACCCUGAUGGAGGAGGUUCUCCUGCUGGGGAUCAAGGAUCGAGAGGGCUACACCUCGUUCUGGAAUGACUGUAUCUCCGCGGGACUGCGAGGCUGCAUCCUGGUGGAAUUAGCCCUGAGGGGGCGAAUACAGCUGGAGCCCCCCACCCUUCGCCGCAAGAGUUUGCUCAACCGCAAGGUCCUCUUCAAAUCAGACGCUCCGACCGGCGACGUUCUGCUGGACGAGGCGCUGAAGCACAUCAAGGUGACCGAGCCCGCCGAGACGGUGCAGAACUGGAUCGAACUGCUCACCGGCGAGACGUGGAACCCGCUGAAGCUGAACUUCCAGAUCCGGAACGUGCGGGAGCGCCUGGCCAAGAGCCUGGUGGAGAAGGGGGUGCUGACCACGGAGAAGCAGAACUUCCUGCUGUUCGACAUGACCACCCACCCGGUGACCGACGGCACGCUCAAGCAGCGGCUGGUCAAGCGGCUGCAGGACGCCUUCCUGGGCAAGUGGGUGCGCGAACCGCAGCGCAUGGACAAGCGCCUGCUGGCCCUCGCCCUCCUGGCCCACAGCUCGGACGUGCUGGAGAACGCCUUCGUGUCGCUGACGGACGACCAGUACGAGCUGGCCACCAGCCGCUCGCGCGAGCUGCUGGAACUCAACCCGGACGUGGAGUCCGCCAAGCCCAACGCCAACGAGAUGGUCUGGGCCGUCAUGGCCGCCUUCACCAAGUAGCCUCUUCUCUCCCCCCCCCCCCCCCACCUCCCCACUGCCCUUGCGCGCUCUUGGCCGCCUCCGCCGCCCGGUGGCAGGGUGUGGGAUUGCGGGUCUUUGGGUUUUUUUUCCUUUGCGUUGGUGCCAUUUUGGGGGGAAGUUUACCUCGUGCUGAUCGUCGUCUCCCCCCGCCUGGAGGAGGAGUCUGGGAUUGCUGGGGGGGUGCUUUUUUUUGGUGCUGGGAGUGGGGCCAAGUUGUUGGUUGUAGGGGGGAUGGGGGGCAUGGGUCGGGUUCUAUUAAUUACACAACUAGUCCGGGCCCCCUCCCCCCCCAUCCCCCACACACUCCCCUCCCUCGUGCUGGACCGAGGGACAACCUGGGGCGGGGUAUAAUAUAAGAACAGAUUUGCCUUGCUAAGCCACUUGAAGGCUUCUCUUUUAUCUCUUUUUGUUUUCCCUAUCACCAACUUGCGCCCUCAUCCCCCUCCCCCAACUAAACCAAACCCUCCUCCCUCUGAGUUGACCAUCCAGCAGUUGAUGUCAACUAGGGUGGUGGCCAUCUUUGUUGCUGGUGUCACCUGGGAUGGUGGCCAUCUUUGAUGCUGGUAUCACCUGGGAUGGUGGCCAUCUUUGAUGCUGGUGUCACCUGGGAUGGUUGCCAUCUUUGCUGGUGUCACCUCAGAUGGCAGACAUUUUUGAUGCUGGUAUCAUUUCGAGUGGUGGCCAUCUCUGAUGCUGGUGUCACCUCAGGUGGCAGACAUUUUCGAUGCUCGUGUCAUCUGGGGUGGUGGCCAUCUUUGUCAUCAACUGGGGGUGGGGGGGCGGCCAUCUUUGUCGUCAACUGGAGGGCGGCCAUCCUUGUUGUCAACUGGUAUGGCGGCCAACUUCAAUGGCAACACUACAAUUCUCAGGCGUACACACAUCACCCUCCGGCCACCCUUCAUGGCAGGGUGCCAUAGUGCAGAGGCCGUAUAUCAGGACCUUCCUCUCUCACUCCGGUGAUGCUUCCCCUUGGACCUUGCCCUGUCCACCCUUUAACGUCUCGGGUUGUGGGGAACAAUGAUUAAAACGCUUCACGUUUCGCAGCGAAUCCCCAUCUGAUGCCUUACGAUGAUCCUUCCUGUUGAGUGAGGUGCCAUCUCAUUACGAAUGCAGAUUUUUCUUCCUUUGUUUCUCUCUGUCCUUUCCGGUAGAAAUGUCCCAGGACCCUGAGACGGCAUCUGUGUCGGUUCAAACAGGGUCCGACUCCUCAUGUCCAUCUGGAACCCUUGCCCCCACCCCCUCCAGGCCCCCUCCCCUCUCUCUGUCUCUCUCUCCCUUCCUUUUUUCUUCCCUUCCUCCCUCUUCCCCUUCCUCCCUCUCUCUCUCCCCCCCUUCCUCCCUCUCUCUCUCUCCCCUCCCCUCCCUCUCUCUCUCCCCCCCUUCCUCCCUCUCUCUCUCUCCCCUCCCCUUCCCCUCUCUCUCCCCCCCUUCCUCCCUCUCUCUCUCUCUCUCUCUCUCUCUCUCCCCCCCCUUCCCCUCUCUCUCUCUCCCCCCUUCCUCCCUCCCUCUCUCUCUCUCUCUCCCCCCUCCCCUCCCUCUCUCCCCCCUUCCUCUCUCUCUGUCUCUCUCUCUCUCUCUGUGUGUCUCUCUCUCCCUUUUUUUCUUCCCUUCCUCCCUCUUCCCACUUCCUCCCCCUCUCUCCCCCCCUUCCUCUCCCCUUCCUCUCUCUCUCCCCUUCCUCUCUCUCCCCUUCCUCCCCCUCCCUUUCUAGCAUCCUCUGUCUGCCUCUCUCUGUGUGUCUCUCUCAGUUCCUCCCCCCGCCCCACCAUCUCUCUCUCUCCCUCUCUCACACACACACACACACGCAUUUUCUGGGCUAGCCUCACCUUCCCUUCCCCCCCCCCCACCCUCGGUUACAGCGGUGAGUGCAGGGGGUUGCUGGUGGUACAUCCCGAAACCCGUUCACUCUCCCCUCGGGAAGACCCCUGGGGUGGGGGGCGCAGUAACUACAGCCUGCAGCUGAUCCAGUCUGGGCUGGGCUGGGGGAGGGAGGGGGGAGAGCUGUCCGCACUGAGACCCCUUCGACCACCCCCUCCCUUCCCUUCCCUUCCCUUCCCACACCACAUUCCAGUCGGCAGCUCCUGACGGAGCGCUGACGAUCCCAUUCCAGAGGGCGGGAAGCUUUGAGCGGUGUGGGGGGGGCUCGACCCCGUUUGGACCCGGGUGUUUCUGACAGCUGUUUAGGAAUGUUUGUUCCAUUAACGUUCACUACCCACCAAUCUUUCAGUAGUUUAUAAUGUAAUCAAUGACGCUGCAUCAAAUAAAUCUCGAUUAGUUUAA
Molecule: messenger RNA, 3207 nt
Organism: Hemiscyllium ocellatum (epaulette shark)
Lineage: Eukaryota; Metazoa; Chordata; Chondrichthyes; Orectolobiformes; Hemiscylliidae
Product: Golgi phosphoprotein 3-like
Exons: 4
Coding region: 31-906 (291 amino acids)
Biological process (GO): Golgi vesicle budding; retrograde vesicle-mediated transport, Golgi to endoplasmic reticulum; Golgi to plasma membrane protein transport
Cellular component (GO): cytosol; Golgi cisterna; trans-Golgi network
Molecular function (GO): phosphatidylinositol-4-phosphate binding
Source: RefSeq, a predicted model, not a curated record